Antrostomus carolinensis (chuck-will's-widow) is the source of this 10395-nucleotide messenger RNA. RefSeq names its product FAT atypical cadherin 1 (gene FAT1). The annotation marks the transcript as partial. Lineage: Eukaryota; Metazoa; Chordata; Aves; Caprimulgiformes; Caprimulgidae. Gene Ontology annotation, biological process: homophilic cell-cell adhesion. The record is from RefSeq and is a predicted model, not a curated record. The transcript has 22 exons. Gene Ontology annotation, cellular component: plasma membrane; cell-cell junction. Gene Ontology annotation, molecular function: calcium ion binding.
UUUCAGGUGUACAUCAAAGUUAUAGACACAAAUAAUCACAGGCCUCAGUUUUCUGCUUCAAAAUAUGAAAUUGUUAUACCUGAAGACACCGUUCCAGAGACAGAAAUUCUGCAAGUCAGUGCUACAGACAGAGAUGAGAAGAAUAAACUUAUUUAUACUAUGCAGGGCAGCACUGAUCCCAUCAGUCUUAAAAAAUUUCGUCUGGACCCUGGAACUGGCUCUCUCUAUACUUCAGAAAAACUGGAUCAUGAGACCAUGAACCAACAUAUUCUCACUGUAAUGGUUCGAGAUCAGGAUGUUCCUGUAAAGCGCAACUAUGCUAGAAUCAUCAUUAAUGUCAGUGAUACAAAUGAUCAUGCUCCGUGGUUCACCAGCUCUUCCUAUGAAGGACGGGUGUAUGAGUCAGCAGCUGUUGGAUCAGCGGUACUUCAGGUUACAGCAUUAGAUAAGGACAAAGGAAAAAAUGCAGAAAUUGUGUACUCUAUUGAAUCAGGGAAUAUUGGAAAUUCCUUCUUUAUAGAUCCCAUUUUGGGUAUGAUUAAAACUGCAAAGGAAUUAGAUUGUAGUAACCAGGAAGAAUACAACCUGAUGGUAAAAGCUACAGAUAAAGGAGAUCCUCCAAUGAGUGAAGUGACCUCUGUGCGUAUAUUUGUUACGGUUUCUGAUAACGCCGCACCAAAAUUCACAGCCAAAGAAUAUUCCACAGAAAUCAGUGAAAGUGCCAGCAUUGGCAGUUUUGUUGGAAUGGUUACAGCAUACAGUCAGUCUUCUGUAGUUUUUGAAAUAAAAGAUGGUAAUAUAGGUGAUGCCUUUGCUAUCAACCCAAACUCGGGUGUCAUUGUUUCUCAGAAGAUUCUUGAUUUUGAAACUUUGCCUAUUUACACUCUAACUGUGCAAGGAACUAACAUGGCUGGGUUGUCCACUAAUGCAACAGUUUUGGUACAUCUUCAAGAUGAGAAUGACAAUACACCAAUUUUUAUGCAGGCUGAAUAUACAGGACUCAUCAGUGAAUCAGCGUCAAUUAACAGUGUGGUUCUGACUGACAAGAAUAUCCCAUUAGUAAUUCGAGCUACAGAUGCUGAUAAAGAAUCUAAUGCUUUACUUGUUUAUCAAAUUGUUGAACCAUCUGUCCACAAGUAUUUUGCCAUUGAUUCUAGCACUGGUGCGAUUCGGACAGUAAUGAGUCUGGACUACGAGGAGACAAAUAUUUUCCACUUUUCAGUGCAAGUACAUGAUAUGGGGAUACCACGCUUAUAUGCAGAAUAUGCAGCUAAUGUUACUAUUUAUGUAAUUGACAUCAAUGAUUGCCCUCCUGUGUUUUCAAGAGAGUUGUAUGAGACAUCCAUUUUGGUUCCAACCUAUAAAGGCGUGAAAGUCAUCAGUGUAAAUGCCACUGAUGCUGAUUCAGGCAUUUUUUCACAAUUAAUUUAUUCCAUUAUUGAAGGCAACAUUGGAGAAAAGUUUUCAAUAAACCCUAAGACUGGAGAUAUAACAGUACAAAAUACAACUCAGUUAAGAAGCAGAUAUGAGUUAACAGUGAGAGCAUCUGACGGCAGAUUUGCAAGCACUGCGUCUGUGAAAAUUAAUGUGAAAGAAAGCAAAGCAAGCCAGCUGAAGUUCACACAGAGUUCUUACUCUGCAACAGUGCAGGAGAAUUCCACUGAGGCAAAAACAAUAGCUGUUGUUACUGCUAUAGGGAAUCAAAUAAAUGAGCCUUUGUUUUACCAUAUUCUAAAUCCGGACAGCAGAUUUAAAAUAAGCCCAACUUCAGGAGUCCUUUCAACAACAGGAAUACCAUUUGAUCGUGAACAGCAAGAAUCUUUUGAUGUGGUCAUAGAAGUGACAGAGGAAUACAAACCAUCAGUUGUUGCACACAUUGUAGUUAAAGUCACAGUGGAAGAUGUAAAUGAUAAUGCUCCAUUUUUUGUCAAUCUUCCAUAUUAUGCUGUUGUUAAAGUAGACUCUGAAGUAGGCCAUGUUAUUAGACGUGUCACUGCGGUAGAUAAAGAUAGGGGCAGAAAUGGAGAGGUGCAUUACUAUCUCAAAGAACAUCAUGAACAUUUCCAAAUUGAUCCCUCUGGUGAAAUAUCACUGAAGAAGAAGUUUGAACCAGACACACUAAAUAAGGAGUAUCUGGUCACAGUAGUGGCAAAAGAUGGAGGAGACCCUGCUUUUUCUGCUGAAGUUAUAGUCCCAAUUACAGUUAUGAGUAAAGCUAUGCCAGUUUUCGAAAAACCUUUCUACAGUGCAGAGAUACCAGAAAACAUUCAGCUCCAUAGUCCUGUGGUACAUGUACAAGCAAACAGCCCAGAAGGACUUAAAGUGUUUUACAGCAUCACAGAUGGAGAUCCUUUCAAUCAGUUCACUAUCAACUUCAACACUGGAGUUAUAAAUGUUGUUGCUCCUCUUGACUUUGAGUCUCAUCCAGCCUACAAACUGAGUAUUCGAGCAACAGACUCCUUAACUGGAGUGCAUGCUGAUGUGUUUGUGGACAUAAUAGUGGAAGACAUCAAUGAUAAUCCUCCUGUGUUUACAGAGCAGUCUUACACUGCAACCCUUUCUGAGGCAUCUGUCGUUGGGACGUCUGUUGUACAAGUGAGCGCUACAGAUGCUGAUUCUGGAACAAACAGGGGGAUUUCCUAUCACUUGGUUGAGGAUAAUAGUGAAAGUCAUGACUACUUCCACAUAGAUAGCAGCACUGGACUCAUUCUUACAGCAAGAACUUUGGACUAUGAACAAAUUAAACAACACAAGUUACUAAUAAGGGCCAUAGAUGGUGGCAUGCUGCCCUUAAGCAGUGAUACCAUUGUAACUGUUGAUGUAACUGAUCUCAAUGAUAACCCUCCUCUUUUUAACCAAUUGCUUUAUGAAGCUAAAAUUAGUGAACUGGCUCCCCGAGGGCAUUUUGUGACAUGCGUGCAAGCCUCAGAUGCAGAUAGUUCAGAUGUUGACAAGCUGGAGUACUCCAUUCUGACAGGCAAUGACCAAAAGAAUUUUGUAAUUAAUAGUAAAACUGGUAUUAUCACUAUCUCAAAUCUACGCAGGCAGACACUAAAGUCACACUAUAAUCUUAACGUGUCUGUUUCUGAUGGGGUCUUCAGAAGCUCAGCCCAAGUCCGUAUAACUGUAACCAGUGCCAAUAUGCACAGUCCUGUUUUCAGCCAGAAUGAAUAUGAGGUUGAACUAGCUGAAAAUGCUCCAUUGCGUACUUUGGUGACUGAAGUUAAAGCAACAGAUGAAGAUUCUGGUACAUAUGGCCACGUCACUUACCACAUUGUUAAUGACUUUGCAAAAGACAGAUUUUAUACAAAUGAGAGAGGGCAGAUAUUUACCUCUGAAAAGCUUGACCGUGAAACACAAGCAGAAAAAGUAAUUGCUAUUAGUUUAAUGGCCAAAGAUUCAGGAGGAAAAGUUGCCUUCUGUACUGUUAAUGUAAUACUUACAGAUGAUAAUGAUAACGCUCCUCAAUUCCGAGCAACAGAGUAUGAAGUAAAUAUUGGAUCUGAUGUUCCACGGGGUACUUCUGUCAUUAAAGUCUGGGCAUCUGAUGCUGAUGAGGGUACAAACGCAGAUAUUACAUAUGCUAUUGAAGCAGAGUCUGAAAAUGUUAAAGAGAAUUUAGAAAUUGAUUCAUUAUCUGGUAUUAUUACUACAAAAGAAAGCUUAAUUGGUUUAGAAAAUGAGUUUCUGACCUUCUUUGUUAGAGCAGUUGAUGGUGGAUCCCCCAAAAAAGAGUCAGUUGUUCCUGUCUAUGCUAGAAUACUCCCACCAGAAGUGCCUCUUCCAAAAUUUUCAGAGCCAUUUUAUUCUUAUAUGGUUUCUGAGGACAUUCCAGUUGGGACGGAGAUAGAUAUUAUCAAAGCAGAGCAUAAUCAGACUUUAGUAUAUCGUCUGAUUAAAGGGAACACUCCUGAAAGCAACAGAGAUGAUGUUUUUGUGAUUGACCGACAGACUGGAGAGUUGAAACUUGAGAAGAAUCUUGAUCAUGAAACAACUAAAUGGUACCAGUUCUCAGUACAAGCCCAGUAUGCAAAUGAAGAUUAUAAUGUUGUUUCCUCAGUUGAGGUAAGCAUUCAGGUAAAAGAUGCAAAUGAUAACAAACCAGUUUUGGAGUCCAAUCCAUAUGAAGCAUUCAUUGUAGAAAACAUGCCAGCUGGGACAAGAGUCAUCCAAGUUAAAGCAACUGACUUAGAUUCAGGACUCAAUGGGCAGGUUACUUAUAGCUUGGAUGCUUCUCAAGAACCAGACAUUAUAGAGUCUUUUGCCGUAAACAUGGAAACUGGCUGGAUUACCACUCUCAGAGAACUCGAUCAUGAGAAACAAGACAAAUACAAAAUCACCGUGGUUGCAUCUGAUCGGGGUGAAAAAGUUCAACUGUCUUCUACGGCUGUGGUUGAAGUUGAUGUUACAGAUGUGAAUGACAAUCCUCCACGCUUUACUGCAGAGAUAUAUAAAGGAACGGUCAGUGAGGAUGACCCUCCUGGUGGAGUAAUUGCCAUCGUGAGUACAACUGAUGCUGAUACAGAAGAAGCCAACAGACAAGUCUCUUAUUACAUUACAGGAGGUGAUCCCUUGGGACAGUUUGCUAUUGAAAAUAUACAGAAUGAAUGGAAGGUCUAUGUCAAAAAGCCUCUGGACAGGGAAGAAAAGGAUAAUUACCUUCUAAAUAUUACAGCUACUGAUGGGACCUUUGCAACUAAAGCUGUGGUGGAGGUUAAAGUCCUUGAUGCUAAUGAUAAUAGCCCUGUUUGCGAAAAGGCUAUGUACACUGAUUCUGUUCCUGAGGAUGCUCUUCCUGGCAAACUGAUAAUGCAGGUGUCUGCUACAGACGCAGAUAUUCGUUCCAAUGCAGAAAUUACUUACACACUGCAUGGCACAGGAGCAGAAAAAUUCAGACUCACUCCAGACACAGGUGAACUGAAAACGUUAAUGCCACUUGAUCGUGAGCAGCAAGCAGUUUAUUAUCUUCUAGUGAAAGCCACAGAUGGAGGAGGAAGAUUCUGCCAAGCUAAUAUUAUUCUGACUCUGGAAGAUGUGAAUGAUAAUGCCCCAGAGUUUACAGCCGAUCCUUACUCCAUUACAGUAUUUGAAAACACAGAGCCUAAAACCCUUUUGACAAGAGUGCAGGCAACAGAUGCAGAUGCAGGGAUGAACCGUAAAAUCCAUUAUUCACUGGUGAACUCUGCAGAAGGCCAGUUCUCUAUUGAUGAAUUCUCUGGAAUCAUUCGCUUGGAGAAACCUUUGGAUCGGGAAUUACAAGCUGUGUACACUCUAACUUUGAAGGCUACAGAUGAAGGUUUACCGAGAAGACUGUCUUCAACAAGUGGUCUUAUAGUUUCUGUUUUGGAUAUAAACGAUAACCCACCUGUAUUUGAACAUAGGGAGUAUAGUGCAAGUGUAUCAGAGGACAUUUUGGUUGGAACUGAAGUUCUCCAGAUCUAUGCUGCAAGCAGGGACAUUGAAGCCAAUGCUGAAAUCACAUACUCAAUAGUCAGUGGGAAUGAACAUGGAAAAUUCAGCAUCGAUUCAACAACAGGAGCCAUUUUUAUCAUUGCGAGCUUGGAUUAUGAAAGUUCUCAUGAGUACUACUUGACAGUGGAGGCCACAGAUGGAGGCACACCUUCAUUAAGUGAUGUUGUAACAGUGAAUAUUAAUGUAACAGAUAUCAAUGACAAUACUCCAGUGUUUAGCCAAGACACUUACACUGCAGUAAUCAGUGAAGAUGCUACGCUUGAACAGUCAGUCAUUACAGUUAUGGCAGAUGAUGCUGAUGGACCUUCAAACAACUGCAUUCACUAUGCAAUUAUAGAUGGCAAUCAGGGAAGUCCUUUUACAAUUGACCCUACUAGGGGUGAAAUAAAAGUAACUAAACUUCUAGACAGAGAAAAGAUUUCAGGAUAUACCUUGACGGUUCAAGCUUCAGAUAAUGGAAACCCACCUAGACUUAACACAACCACAGUUAAUAUUGAUGUUUCUGAUGUAAAUGACAAUCCUCCAGUAUUCUCAAAAGGAAACUAUAGUGUUAUCAUCCAGGAAAAUAAGCCUGUUGGAUUUAGUGUGCUACAGCUAGUGGUGACAGACAAGGAUUCUUCUCACAAUGGCCCUCCUUUUCUCUUCACCAUCCUGAGUGGAAAUGAAGAGAACGCUUUUCAGAUUAACCAGCAGGGAGUACUGACCACAACUGCUGCACUGAAUCGCAAAGUGAGGGAUCACUAUUUCCUUAAUGUUAAGGUGGCAGAUAAUGGAAAACCACCGUUGUCAUCUUUGACUUACAUUGAUAUUAGAGUUAUUGAGGAAAGCAUUUAUUCUCCAGCAAUUCUACCUCUAGAAAUCUUUAUCACAGCCUUUGGGGAAGAAUAUUCAGGUGGUGUCAUUGGAAAAAUUCAUGCAACCGAUCAAGAUGUUUAUGAUACUUUGACAUACAGUCUGGACCCCAAAAUGGAAUCCUUGUUCUCCGUUUCUAGUACUGGUGGCAAACUAAUAGCACAUAAAAGGUUAGAUGUAGGACAGUACCUCCUAAAUGUCACUGUUACAGAUGGAAAAUUUACAACUGCAGCUGAUAUUACUGUACACAUCAGACAAAUCACACAAGAUUUGCUAAAUCACAGCAUUGCAAUACGCUUUGCAAACCUUGCCCCUGAAGAAUUCAUUGGUGAUUACUGGCGCAAUUUUCAGAGAGCUUUAAGAAACAUCUUGGGUGUGAGGAGGAAUGACAUCCAGAUUGUUAGUUUGCAGCCUUCUGAUCCUCCUUCAAAUCUUGAUGUCCUCCUGAAUAUUGAAAAGUCUGGUAGCUCUCAGCACCCAAUGAAAAUUUUGCUCCACAAGAUAAACUCUUCUGUGCCUGACCUAGAGGAGAUUUUAGGGGUUCGGAUAAUUGAUGUUUUCCAUAAGCUUUGUGCAGGCCUAGAUUGUCCUUUGAAAUUUUGUGAAGAAAAAGUAACAGUGGAUGAGAACAUCAUGUCAACGCACAGCACAGCCAGGUUGAGUUUUGUCACUCCUCGUCAUCACAGAACAGCAGUUUGUCUUUGUAAAGAAGGGAAAUGUCCCCUAGUGAAUAGUGUGUGUGAAGAAAACCCAUGCCCUGAAGGUACCGAAUGUUUAGGAGAUCCAAAAGAAGGAAAAUACACCUGUGUUUGCCAAGACAGCAAAGCUGGACAGUGUCCUGCAUCAGCCAGCUCUGCUGUGACAUUUACUGGGAGCAGCUAUGUGAAAUACCGUCUCAUGGAAAAUGAGAACAAAGAGGAAAUGAAGCUGACAAUGAGACUUAAAACUUACUCCGCUCAUGCAGUGGUUAUGUAUGCUCGAGGAACAGACUACAGUAUCUUAGAGAUUCACCAUGGAAGGCUGCAAUAUAAAUUUGAUUGUGGCAGUGGACCUGGGAUUGUCUCCGUUCAGAGCAUUCAGAUUAACGAUGGCCAGUGGCAUUCAGUAUCUCUUGAAGUGGAUGGAAAUUAUGCACGACUUGUUCUGGAUAGGGUGCAUACUGCAUCUGGUACUGCUCCUGGUACACUUAGAACACUAAACCUAGAUAAUCAUGUCUUUUUUGGUGGUCAUAUUCGUCAGCAAGGUAUAAGACAUGGUAGAAGUCCUCAGGUUAGCAAUGGUUUCAGAGGCUGUAUGGAUUCUGUUGUACUUAAUGGACAAGAGCUGCCCCUAAACAGUAAACCACGAAAUUACCCACACAUGGAAGAAUCUGUAGAUGUGACUCCUGGAUGCUUACUGACUACCACAGAAGGUUGUUCAAGCAGCCCAUGUCAGAAUGGAGGCAUCUGCAAUGCACUGUCAAAUGGAGGUUACUACUGCAAGUGUGCACCUUUGUUUAUGGGAACUCACUGUGAUGUCAGUGUCAACCCAUGUGCUUCCAACCCCUGCCUUUAUGGUGGGACUUGCAUCCCAGUCAGUGACGAUUUUAUCUGCCAAUGCCGAGGACAGUACACGGGCCAAAGGUGCCAGCUGGGUCCAUAUUGCAAAGACAACCCUUGUAAGAACAGUGGCAAGUGCAUUGACAGUUUGGAUGGACCUGUUUGUGAGUGUGAAGCAGGCUUUCGUGGAGAAAGGUGCCUGACUGAUGUCGAUGAAUGCGUAGAAAACCCGUGUCUUAAUGGUGCCCUUUGUGAGAAUACUUACGGUUCAUAUCACUGCAAUUGUAGCCGUGGAUUUGGAGGAAAACACUGCACAGACAUUGUUCUUAACAAAUAUGUUUCGACAUCUUGGAACAUUAGCUUAGCUGAAGUGAUUGGGAUUAUUGUUUUCAUCGCAGGAAUAUUCUUGUUAGUUGUGAUUUUUGUUGUUUGCCGCAAAGUGAUUAGUAGAAAGAAGAAGCACCAGCCAGAACCUGAAGACAAGCAGCUGGGAGCUACAACAGCUUUCUUGCAAAGACCUUAUUUUGAUGCAAAAUUGAAUAAGAACAUCUAUUCUGACAUCCCACCACAGGUUCCUGUUCGUCCCAUUUCAUACACUCCAAGCAUUCCAAGUGACUCCAGGAACAAUCUUGACAGGAAUUCUUUUGAGGGGUCUGCUAUUCCUGAGCACCCAGAGUUUAGUACUUUUAACCCAGAUUCUGUACAUGGUCACCGGAAAGCUGUAGCUGUUUGCAGUGUAGCACCAAAUUUGCCACCUCCACCUCCCUCCAACUCUCCUUCAGAUAGCGAUUCAAUACAGAAACCCAGCUGGGAUUUUGACUAUGACACUAAAGUAGUAGAUCUUGACCCCUGCCUUUCCAAAAAGCCUCUGGAUGAAAAGAACUCCAAUCCUUACAGUGCUAGAGAAAGCAUGUCUGAGGUGCAGUCUCUCAGCUCCUUUCAGUCUGAAUCAUGUGAUGACAAUGCUUCCAUAGUGACUGUAAUACACCUUGUCAAUGCUGUUGUUGACUCGGUGGAAAAAGAAGAAUCUUUUGCUGUUCCCGACCUCAGCAAUUCAAGAGGUUAUCACUGGGAUACAUCAGAUUGGAUGCCGAGCGUUCAGUUGCCAGGUAUCCAAGAGUACCCAAAUUACGAAGUGGUUGAGGAGCCAGCUCCCCUCUACACGGAUCCAAAUGCCAUCGAUACAGACUAUUACCCUGGUGGUUAUGACAUAGAAAGUGAUUUUCCACCUCCACCUGAUGACUUCCCUGCACCUGAUGAGCUUCCACCGUUACCACCAGAAUACAGCGACCAGUUUGAGUCAAUACAGCCACCCAGAGACAUGCCAGCCGUAGGUAGCUUGGGUUCUUCUACAAGAAGCAGGCAGAGAUUUAACCUUAAUCAGUACCUUCCCCAUCACUAUCCUGCAGACAUGUCAGAACCUCAGACCACAACCAGCGGUGUCAACGGCAGUUACAGAGAACCUUAUGCUCCUUACACAGUAGGGUACAAUAGAGACUUUGAAGCACCCACUGUAGACAACAUGUCCAUGUCUGUGUAUGCUUCCACAGCUUCAUGCUCUGAUGUGUCAGCAUGCUGUGAAAUGGAGUCUGAAGUCAUGAUGAGUGACUAUGAGAGCGGAGAUGAUGGUCAUUUUGAAGAUGUGAAAAUUCCUCCACUUGAUUCCCAGCAACAUACAGAAGUCUGACACACUCAACAAAGUGCCUAGACUCUAACAAACUUUGUCAGUUCUAGAACAACUUUCAAGAGCUUUUUUAUUUUUUCCUUUUUCCCCAGCCACAGUGAUUGCUUUUGUUGCAGUGAGCUAAACUGGCAUGGCAGCAUUGGAUCAUGCAGUUCACUUCACUAAAUCAGCCUAUUUCCAUUUCCUGACCUACUGUAAUUGGACAGUUCCAAGAUUUCCAUUGGCUAUGCCAUUUCUGAACAUCCUUUUUCUACUUACAUUGUCUAUGUUAAAAAAAAAAAUCACAUACCACUUCUCCAUGUUAGCAUGAUGCAUAUAUUUAUAUAGUUCAAAUGCAAUUAAUUUUCUCCUACUUUUUGUAAAUUUUAUGUACAGUUUUGAUUUUAAUAGUUUUAACUAGAUUUUGUAGAUAUUUUGUGAAUUUGUUUUCCACUGAAACUAGUGGUGUUAGUGUGCCAUUAAAAACCAGCACCCUGAUUUAUUAUAAUCAGGGCAUCACUGUAUGUAUUCCCCUGAAAAUUAAGGUUUGACAUUUCAUUAUAAAAUAUUCAGCAUAUUCACAAAAUUCCAAUUGUACAUAGGUUAGGCCUGAUAUUUUUCUGGGUCAGCUACAUGGAAAUGUCUUAAAUGGGUUGCUGUAUUUUAGAACUGUAAACAUUUUUUCCCUUCUUGGAAAGUGUGUUGGGGACCCUCUAAAUACCAGUUUAGUACCAAAACCACCAUGACACAGUUUUUAUAGUGUCUGUAUAUUUGUGAUCCAAUGGUCUUGUAAAGGUUUUUACUGAAAAUUACCAUUAGCCAGUCUUUCUUACUGACAAUAAAUUAUUAAUAAAAUACACUUUAGCUUUG